UUGAGGAGGACAUCAUGUAUGUCAGUGGUAACAUUAGCUUAUCAAAGUCUUGGAGUGGUUUAUGGUGACCUGAGUACCUCUCCUCUCUAUAUUUACAAGACCACCUUCUCUGGGAGGUUGAGCCUUCAUGAGAAUGAUGAGGAAAUACAUGGGGUGCUUUCUUUUAUCUUCUGGACAUUUACUCUCAUUGCUCUCUUCAAAUACAUUUUUAUUGUGAUAUCGGCUGAUGACAAUGGUGAAGGUGGCACUUUUUUCCUGUAUUCCCUGCUGUGCAGGCAUGCAAGACUAAGUAUUCUACCUAACCAACAAACCACGGAUGAAAAACUGUCUGCAUAUGCAACAGAUGAACCCAGAGACACAUUGCAGAGCUCUGCUCUAAAGUCCUUUGAGAAAUGCCCAAGAUUUCAAAAGGGGCUUUGGAUUUUUGUUCUUCUACGGACGUGUAUGGCAAUCGGUGAUGGAGUACUUACUCCUACAAUCUCAGUUCUUUCAGCAGUUUUAGGUGUCAAACUCAAGAUCGGAGAACGUCAUGAGAAUUAUGUUGUUAUAAUCUCAUGUGUCAUUAUCGUGGGGUUAUUCUCCCUUCAGCAUCAUGGCAUGCACAGAGUUGCUUUUGUGUAAAGACUGUACAGAUCUAGUCUAGUAUACAUUUAACAUGGAAUGCCUUCCCUUCCACCUGGUGAAAAGUUUACAUUGCCUGAUCUUUACUUGUUUGUGAGGUGCAUUUUUAUAGUUUGAUGUCAUUAUAGUGGAUCAUAGAACUGAAGUGCUGCUGCUUUACCAUACUUCCCUGGAAUAUAACAGAGGGGUGUGACAUUUACUUCUGAGAAAUGGAUGUGAUGUUGCUCUGCUGAAGUAUUGAUUUGUUUUAGCUUGAUCAUUAUAAGUUUGUUCUGCUGAUAAUUGGUAGGGACAUCUAGAUUCAUCCUCGUGGGGUAGAAAGUUUUGUACUCUUUUCACCAAUGCAUAACAGUUUGUGCAACGUUUUCUUUCUUUCUUUUUUUCUUUAUUGAACGCUGCAUUUCAAAAUUCAUGUUUAUGAUGCUUUUGUUACGCCGGGAAGUAAAAUAAACACAGUUGAUAGAU
This is a messenger RNA of Rubroshorea leprosula, 1086 nucleotides long. The record is from the annotation of a GenBank genome assembly. Lineage: Eukaryota; Viridiplantae; Streptophyta; Magnoliopsida; Malvales; Dipterocarpaceae.